This is a messenger RNA of Triplophysa rosa, 14096 nucleotides long. Its product is annotated as potassium channel subfamily K member 10-like. NCBI's taxonomy places the organism in Eukaryota, Metazoa, Chordata, Actinopteri, Cypriniformes, Nemacheilidae. Gene Ontology annotation, molecular function: potassium ion leak channel activity. The transcript is spliced from 4 exons. Gene Ontology annotation, biological process: stabilization of membrane potential; potassium ion transmembrane transport. The record is from RefSeq and is a predicted model, not a curated record. Gene Ontology annotation, cellular component: membrane. Bases 8985 to 9986 code for a protein of 333 amino acids.
AAUUCAAAACUAUUAUUUGCAAAAACGAAACUUAGAAAAUUGUUAAGAAAAAAUAGUACUUUAUUUGAAAAUCAAGUCACAUUCUUGCAAUUGAGUUUAUUGUUUUCAUUAUCAAAGUGUUUUUUUUCUUUCUCAUUGUAUAAUUUUGUUCGUUCGUUCAUUUUUAUUUGCACAAAAGGAAUCCCACACCCUUCCAUGAAACCUUCCCCUCCUCACGAGCCUUCUUGACCAACAGCCAUAAUUUGGCUCUGGCCUCAACAUCUUGUUUGAUCAGCGCCUCCUUGAUCCAAAGCUUGUUUUCUUUUAGAUAACGAGAGUCUUUCACAGCCCACCAAAUCACGUCCCUGUAGGUUCGCAUGGUAAAACGCAUGAUGAUGUUACGCGGUGCUCCGUCGGAUCUCCUUAGCCCCAGGCGGCGUACAACAUCAACUACAUCAUCCAACUUGUUCUGGAUACUAGGCAGGGGCGGAGCCAGGGGGCCCCCACCACCCCGGCAACUUUUUUGCGGAACCAUUUUUGUACACAGUUGUUCCCAUAUGGACGCAUUUCAACAGCGCACCUCAAACAAGUACUUCUCCACCCAAAAUGAAAGGUGGCUGUAAUACACUCAACUUGAAUUUCAACCACCAACCAGUGUUGCCAACUUGGCGACUUUGUCGCUAGAUUUAGCGACUUAUUUUCUAGCUACUAGAAAUACAAAUCUAGCUACUUUCUGAAUAAGCCUUGGCGGCUUAGCGAAACAUUCUGCUUAACGUCUAUUGCUCCGCGAGAGCGAGCUUUUGCCUUACCAGUGCAGCACCGCCUCUCUGUGUCUACUCUGUUCAGUGCGCGGUAGGAGAAGCAGCACAUUCAGUUCAGACCGCACUGACGCGUGAAUGAGAGAGGCAUGUACAAACAGUGUUUCCAAGAACUAAUCACUUUUUGACCUUGUUUGAGCAUUUAUGAUUUAAAACGCGUUGACUGUAUAGACGCAUAAACAAGAACACAGACGGAUUUUAGCUGUUCAACGAAAGUGACUGCUGGUGUGUAGUUUUAAUUGGUUGAGUUCACUCACUAUUACAUGCGUUUUUGUUGUCUGCCAACAGAAACAGAAAAAUAAGUCAUUAAGAACCUAUUUAUUGUGCAUUUGGGUGUAUUGUUGUAAUAUAAUACUGUAUACAACCGCUCAGAGAGUAGAGAUAUGAAGCAGACCUGAAGCACUUAGCUGUCAGAUUCUACGUGAUGACGUCACUGAUAUGCGCGUGACGUCGUCUGGCGACAUUUAGCGACUUUUCGGGCAGGCUUUAGCUACUUUCCAUUGAAAAGAGUUGGCAACACUGCCACCAACACAAUUACAGAAGAAGAAUAAGUAGUGUUGUUGUUGUUCGCGUGUGCUCCAACGGACUUUGCGCAUGCAGUAGGAGGACUGUCUGUUUCCCCGCCGCGAGAGAAGAGGUCACAGGUAAGUUAACAAGAAGAAUUAAGUUUAUUCACUAUGUUUGAAAUGUUUCUUGUCCUAAUUUAUGUAUAUUAUGGCUGGCGUGCUGAAGUUGAAACAGACAUGGUAAAGUUUGCUAAAUUAAUUUAGGCUGUUAAUUUAGCAGUAUGAAAGUCGCAAGCUAUAAACAGUUUCACUGUGUCAGUGUCAUUUAAAAGAGCGUUGUAGAAGGCCAUUAAAAGUAAAGUCAACUUUCAGUGCUGAUUUAGCUUAAUGGUGGUGGUCUGUCUGUGUCAUAUCCUUGAAAGGGAAUUAAAAUGUUUUGUUGGCAGUUGGCAGCCAAGUGAUAAUAUGCAAAGUAUUGCAAAGGAAUAUUUUUUAAAUGCUUUCCCAUAAUGUUAAGGUUACUAUAUUUUGGUUUCUCUGUGAUAUUGUAAUAUUUGUUUGAUAAAAGUGCAUUCUGGUAUAUUCUUAUGUCGUGUAAAUUGUCAUUAUUGUGUGAGCUUUAUCACCAAUUAAAAAGACACCACCUUCUGCAAUGCCACACUGUUUCAGAUCUUUUUUAAAUCAACGGUCGCGGGCCGCGCCCGCCCCCAGUGCCGUGUUUUCUGCAAGUGCAUGAGGAACUUAGUAAGACCUGGAACGCCCCCUUUCCGGCACGUGCAUGUCAAACAAAGUUCUGUCACCAUCUCUUCCCUCGAGGGUGAGACAGCUAGAGGAUACGUCGAUGUCCCCCAGCUGGAGUGUGCCGCCACGGUGCACUUGUGCCCGCAGGCGGCGGCCACCUGGGGGACUCGACCUAGACUCCCAUCCAAAGCAUGUGGGGUCUUGGCAUCUCUGGUGUCGAGAGCUUACAUUGCGGCAGACCAAGCUGCCUCCUCUCUCCACGCUAUGGCUACUGCCAGGAGGGUAAGACCGAGGGUAAGACCGACCCAGCGCUUAUGCAGGAACUCUGCGCCACCACCGACCUUGCUCUACGGGCGACCAAGGUGACCGCGCGGGCCCUGGGUCGAGUGAUGUCCACACUUGUGGUCCAUGAGAGACACCUCUGGCCGAACCUUGCACAGAUGAGUAACGCCGAGAAGGUCCGCUUUCUCGAUGCACCCAUCUCGCAAGGGGGCCCUCGGCCGUCGAGUCCCGUGCACCGUCUGCUUCCCAGCAGCCCUGGUCCUCUUCGACGCCCUCCAGCUCUGGCGCCCCCACUCAGGCGGCCCCCCGGAAGAGACAUCGAAGAGGAGACCAUCGCCGCGGCUGCUGAUGGGGAAAGCAGAAGCGGCCCUCAUGGGAAGACCCCAGGGAGAUCGAGAAUACCAUCGGGCCCGACCCCAGCCAUUCCAUCACUGGGUGGUCGAUCCGGGACGGUUCCUGCCCCGUCCCAAAAGCCCACUCUCUUAAGAGUUUCCUCUCUCUCUGGGUGUUUAUCACAGCCGCUCUCACCCUCUACACGACGGUGUUCGGCAACUCGAUGUUGCGUCACAGAGAGACCCAAUGUCGAGGAUAAUCAGCAGCCCUCAGCACUCUCAGUCGACAGUGCGUUGUGCUGCAUUAUCGCCAGGCAGGUAAGUCAGCAGAGCCAAUCUCCUCUCUGGGGGCUUCCCCACGGCAAGGAAUCCGCACUGCAAGCCAUCGAACCACCCCCUGGGAGGUCGAUGAAGCAGAUCGUACCCCUAGCCCCGGUCUCGGUCCCUGGGAGCCUGACUAGAGCCCCCAAACCGUCAUGGUGGCUACGGGAUACGAUCCGUCUCGGCUACGCGAUCUAACUCGUCAGACGCUCGCUCAAAUUCGGGGCAUCCUCUCAACCUCAGUCUGAGCCUAGGAUGCUCCCGUGCUUUGGGCCAGGGUCGCCACCCCUCUGGCAAGCGAUCGUGCUCGUCCCUCUAGCCGAGAUGUUCAACGGGUUUUGCAGCCCGUACUUCAUCAUCCCCCCAAAAAAGGGGGGGGGGGUUGCUAGAUCUGCGUACCUUGAACAGGCACCUACUCAAGCUGCCGUUCAGGAUGCUCACGCAGAAGCGCAUCCUGGCGUCUACCAGAUGUCAAGAUUGGUUCAUGGCAAUCGACCUGAAGGACGCUUACUUUUAUGUCUCGUUUUCGAGGGCGAGCAUAUCAGUACAGAGUCCUCCCUUUCGGUCUAUCCCUGUCCCCACGAGUCUUCACAAAGAUAGUGGAAGCCGCCAUCACUCCCCUCGGGGAGAGAGGUGUGCGGGGUACUAACUAUCUCGAUGACUGGCUCAUCUGGGCACACACGCAAGAUCUGUUGUGUACACACAGGGACCUAGUGCUCCGGCACCUAGAUCAGUUGGGACCACAGGUCAACCGAGAAAAGAGCAAGCUCUCCCCUGUGCAGGGCAUCCUCUUUCUCGGUAUGGAACUCGACUCUGUCUCCAUGACAGCGUGACUGACUCACAGCACGCUCAGUCAGCGGUCCCCCUGAAACUUUCAGAGGCUACUGGGCACAUGGCAUCCUCGGUGGGGGUGGUCACAUGCGACCGCUCCAACACUGGCUACAGAGUCGGGUUCCCUGGAGAGCGUGGCACACCUGCAGCAGGCGUAUGGUCAUCAUGCCUUUCUGCCGACGCACCCUGACCCCCUGGUCUUCAAUGACCUUCUUGCGUACAGGGUCCCCUUAGGGCAGGUGUCAAGGCACGUCGUGGUGACGACGGAUGUCUCCCUUCAGGGUUGGGGUGCCGUGUGCAACGGGCACGCAGUGUUGGGGCGGUGGACGGGCCCCCGCCUGCGCUGGCAUAUCAACUGCCUAGAGUUGUUGGCUGUGCUACUUGCACUGAAGAGGUUGCAUCCUCUCGUGCAGGGCAAGCACGUGCUGGUCCGGUCAGGACAGCACAGCUGCCGUUGCGUAUAUCAAUCGUCAGGGUGGCAUUCGCUCACGGCAGCUAACACUACUCGCCCGAUGCCUCCUCCUCUGGAGUCAGCAGGUGAUCAGCUCCCUGCGAGCCACACACAUCCCAGGCUGCCUGAACCAGACAGCCAAUGCGUUCUCUCGUCAGUCGACGCCUCGCGGAGAGUGGCGACUCCAUCCCCGCGCAGUCCAGCUCAUAUGGGAGAAGUUCGGCCAGGCGCAGGUGGACCUGUUUGCCUCCCCGGACUCCUCCCAUUGCCCGCUUUGGUACUCCCUGACCGAGGGACCCCUCGGCAUGGAUACCCUAGCGCACAGCUGGCCGCGGGGUAAGCGGAAGUACGCCUUCCCCCCCAGUGAGCGUCAUUGCACAGGUCUUGUGCAAGGCCAGGGAAGAGGAGCAUCAAGUGGUACUAGUUGCGCCCUAUUGGCCCAACUGGACUUGGUUCACGGAGCUAAGGCUCUUGACAACAACUCCCCCCUGGCCGAUCCCCCUGGUGAAGGACCUGCUUUCCCAGGGGAAGGGGCACGUUACGGCAUCCCAGGCAGACCCCUGGAACUUCCAUGUCUGGACGGGACAAGGAGAUCCUGAGUGGCCCACUCCCAGGGGUUGGGACUUCACUCAGGCUAGAGCCUCGGCCACUAGGCGGCUAUACGCCCAUAAGUGGCGCCUCUUCUCGUCCUGGUGCUCUUCUCGAAGAGAAGACCCGCGGAGUUGCUCGAUCGGGAACGUGCUGUCCCUUCCUCAAGAGAGACUGGAGAGUAACCUCUCCCCCCUCCACACUGGGAGUGUAUGUAGCCGCUACGGCCGCUCAUCACGACCUAGUUGCCGGGAAGCCUCUGGGACAGAACGACCUGGUCGUUAGGUUCCUAAGGGGCGCGAGAAGGCUACCGCCACAUCCGCGCUCCGUACCCUCUUGCGACCUAGGUGGCGGGCCUCAAGAGGCCCCCCCCCUUCGAGCCCCUCGGAUCUGCCGCUCUUUCUCACCUCACGAUAAAGAUGGCUCUCCUGAUGGCACUCACCUUCAAGAGGGUAGGGGACCUACAAGCACCCUCCAUGUCCACGGAUUGCCUAGAACUCGGGCCUGGUGAUUCUCACGUUAUCCUGAGACCCCGGCCCGGCUACGUGCCCAAAGUUCCCACCACUCCCCCUAGAGACCAGGUGGUGAACCUGCAGGCGCUCCCCACCGGGGAGGAAGACCCAACCCCAUUCGUGUUGUGUCCAGUAAGCGCGUGCACUGCGCCUCUACUUGGACCGCACGCAGAGCUUCAGAAGCUCUGAGCCGCUUUUUGUCUGUUUUGGAGGUCAGCAGAAGGGGAGGGCUGUCUCCAAACAGAGGCUGGCGCACUGGAUGCCAUCGCUACGGCAUACCGAUCUCAAGAUCGCCCCUGCCCGUUAGGAGUGAUGCACACUCCUCAUGGGCACUGGCUCAGGGCGCCUCUCUGGCAGACAUCUGCAGAGCUGCGGGUUGGGCUACGCCCAACACCUUCUCGAGGUUCUAAUAUCUACGCGUGGAACCGGUGUCAGCCCGCGUCCUGCAGGGCAACGUGUAGGACCGGCAGCCGGUAGAGCGUACACCUGCGAAAGCCCUCCCCAUUCCUCUAGGGGGAUCAGCGGCUAUUUACACCUCCCUUCUUUCCCCACUGGGUAAAGAACAGGCAUUCCAUCCAUCACUAAGCACCUUCCUGGGGGCAGGCUGGGCAGAGCAGCCCUGCCCCCUUAGGCCGGGGACCACAUAGCCCCCCCCCCCGUGGGCGGUUCCGUCUGAUGUAUCCUCAUGAAUGGUUCCCACCUCGGCAACCCAUGACCUCCCUAGGUGGACCUCCACCUUGCGGUUAACUGCUUCUAUCCGCACGUUUUCCCAUGAGUUCUCCCCUGAUGGUGAGACCAUGUGGUGUCUCCACUAAUUCCUCCCUAUGGUAGAUAGUGGUCUCUGUAGCGUUUUUCCCUCAGGGGGAAUAAUGCUUACCCAGUGGCCCUUACGGUGCCGGGCGGCUUCUCGCUGUUGGAGAAUCAAGGCCUCUGCCCGUGACGGCCGGUGGCAGGGGCUUCCCACCUUUUCUUCAAAAGCAUUGGGACCCCCUACCUCUCCACUGGACGGUUACAAUUUCGCGCUAGUGCUCACGUCUGACUCGCCCAGGCCAGUCAGCUUCACUCCGCUAGAGAUUGUGACGCGGCACAGCACUGUGGCGUUUUCCAUAGGAACCCCAUCUGUCGGCUCGACACAACGUCGAGAGACCGACAGAAAGGGAACUGAGGUUACAAACGUAACCAAGACGUUUCCUCUACAUUCCUGGUUACUUUGCAACGGCAAACACCACGAGAGCGCAAGCUCCAGUUUUAUACAAGUAUACACGAAAUAUGAACGACCCCUAAAUACGCCUCGAUGGAUCCUUACUGAGACACAAACCACUGUGCUGUUUACCACAUAAACUGUGUAUAAAACAAAGCCAUAAUUAGAAACCAACCUGUAUAGUAUGCGUGUCAUUGUGGAAUAACUCCCAGAAAAUAUUCCCGAUGACAUGAUGAGUUAACUGCUGCAACAGCUAAGGGUCCCGCUGCAGUUGUUUCAGCGCAGCACCGAUGUUAGCCAUUGCGAGCUGCCAGUCCUCCUGCUGCUAUCUUAGUCACGUUGUUCAUUUAACCUUUAUAUUUUCUGUUUUUGUGCUCCACUAUUGUACUUUUUUUCGGACAUUUUGCCGCUAUGCCAUCUAGCAAUGGCAGUGAGGUAAAUGAAAAUGAUUGACAUGAUUUCACCUGCAGCUGAUUGCAGAUGUGACCCAAACGUCACAUCUAUACAAUCACCGGCUUACCUUUUGCCAAUGAGGGUCUAUUUUUUGUUCCAGCUGAAGUAAAUUUAAAAUAAAAAAUCUUGCCAAUCAGAGGCCCCUAAACAGGUAGGCUCGCCUGUGCGUUAAUCCGCGCCUGAGUGUCAUCUUUUACCUGCAAUAAGAGAUGUUAGGUCAUUAAACAAUAUUGAAAUAUUUUCUAAAUCUCCAAUCUUUUUAAAACUACAUCUGCAGUUUUAGGUUUGUGUUCUUUAUAUUGUCAAGGUCAACCUUUAAAGACUUUUAAAAGUUUAUACAUGGAUGCGUGUUGUGCCUUUUGUGGAGAGAAAUCAAUAAUUCACAAUACAUUAAAAGCAAUAAAAUAGCUUAAUAUAAUAAUAUAAUAGUAAUAUUUUUCUCAUCUCUGUACCACGUUUCUUUGCAGACUCAGCAGAUGUAUGCCUUUCAGAUGAUGUGGACUCCUGCAACUGCUAAUGAGUUUAUCCAAUUUAAGAAAUGUUAUUGAAAUGGACAGUCCUCCAGACACUUUCCUCAGUAUCCUAUGCAGUGAACACUACCAAACGUCAAAAGCGCAGCUGUUCAGGGUGUUUUUCUAAAUCCCAUGCAAUUAUCAUAAAAUAUAACAUACAUUGUCAAAAACAUAUCAUGCAUAUUAUAAAAUGAUAAAAAUUCCUACAAUAAAUGUAGUUAUGUUCAAGACAAAAUCCCUAGGCAUUUUACCAUAGUAGAAUAAGCAAUCCCUGUUUCAUUGGCAUUCCUAUCACCAUAGUAUCCCUAUGGGGGAAACCAUGGGCAGCUCUUAUGCCCCCAGGGGUACAACUUACACCCAAUCUUGAGGUAUGUUCCUACAGAGCCUGCCCUUCUCGUCAAAUGUGGUAACACACAUUUCUACAACAUCCUCUCUUGGAGCUACGACCUGUCAAAGUUUGUCGCUAUGUUAAGUCUAUGGGAUUUUUCAGCAAGCACCACUAAGAAGUUUAAAUUAUAGAUCAGUAUGUUGGCUUGACAAAGUACGCAAGAUAACAAUAGUGAUGCUUUGCAUUCAAAAGUGUCAGUAAUUAUGUGGUGGACUUUCAUUGCAAUACAUAUUUCCAUUUCUUAAAUAGAAAAUACAGCGUAUUCUCACAAAAAAUCGAAAGUAUUUUACAAGGUGGCUAAUUCGUAUGUUUUUGUACAAUCGUAAAAAACACACACCAUCAAUAGAAAAAGCAAUACCUAAGGCCUGUAACUUGUGAAACUUCAACAAGCUUUCUUAGUGAGCACUGCUAUAAUUUGUAAAUGUGUGUAUGAAGAGUGGACGGAAAUACUGCAUACAGUAAAUGUGAUGAAAGACUAUGUGUAGCGUGUCGGAAUACAUCUGAUUUACUUGACAAAUUUUUUUCUUAAAGUAUUUCUGUUGUUGAGAAUUUUCUUUGGAACUGUUUUUUCCCAAAGAACUCUGAACUUUUUCAUAUUUUGGACUUAAUUUCUUUUGUGUUAAAGUUGUACUGAAUUGGUUAUCAAUUUCGAAGUGCAAUUAUUGUUGGGGAUUUUCUCUAGUGUACAGUGUUGUUAUCAUAUCUUUUCUUUUGAAGUGCCAGGAAAGAAAGCAUCUAAAAUAAUUUGCUUCACAAUACAUUUCCAUGGUUAGCAUUCAUUUUCUGUAUUAUUAUCAUAUUAUCAUAUAAUAUUAUCCUCCCCGUUCUUGAUAUUUAAAAAUUUCCAUUUACCAUCUGUGUGGUUGGUCUACGGAAAAAUGCAAACAUUACACCAUUAAUCUAUUGUCUUUUCUAAGGGUAUGGCAACAUUGCUCCAAGCACAGAGGGUGGGAAGAUUUUCUGUAUCCUCUAUGCAAUAUUUGGCAUCCCACUCUUUGGUUUUCUUCUGGCUGGUGUCGGUGAUCAACUGGGGACAAUUUUUGUGAAGAGCAUUGCAAAAGUGGAGAAGAUGUUUAGGCGCAAACACAAUCAGAUAAGCCAGACAAAGAUUCGAGUAGCCUCUACAUUGCUGUUCAUCUUGGCUGGCUGCAUUCUCUUCGUCACAAUACCAGCUAUCAUCUUCAAACACAUUGAAAGAUGGACUGGCUUAGAGUCCAUCUAUUUUGUGGUUAUCACCCUGACUACUGUUGGCAUUGGGGAUUAUGUUGCAGGAGGAAACAGAAGAAUAGAGUACCGUAAAUGGUACAGACCUCUGGUGUGGUUCUGGAUCCUGGUUGGAUUGGCUUAUUUUGCUGCAGUUUUAAGCAUGAUUGGAGACUGGCUGAGGGUACUUUCUAAAAAAACAAAAGAGGAGGUUGGUGAAAUUAAAGCUCAUGCAGCUGAGUGGAAAGCCAAUGUUCAAGCAGAGCUCCGUGAAACCAGGCGCCGCCUAAGCGUAGAAGUUCACGACAAACUGCAGAGAGCUGCUACUAUUCGCAGUAUGGAGCGCAGGCAGCUAGGUUUUGACCAGCGCGCCCAUUCGCUUGACAUGCUGUCCCCUGAACGUCGAGCUGCUUUCAACAGCUUGGAUGGCUCAAAUUUUAAGACAUCAUCCCAGGAGAGCAUUGAUACCAAGCUCAAUAUUCUACGUUUACGAGUUGAGCAGAGUGAACAUGGACAAAGCGACCCGAGCCAGGCACAUUCAGAAGAUAACAUCUUCAAUCGUCUCAGUUCUGUCACAAAACUAACCAAGAGGAACAAGAACCGAGAGCUGAGGAAAACUAUCCCAGAUGAUGGUCGAAAAGCUUUAGACUCCUUCAGUUGUAACAACCCCACAAUGGAUGAAGAGAAGAAAGAGGUAGAUGAUGGUGAACUUGAUAAAGAGGUGAACACCAGUCUGACCAACUUAGCUCUCUUUGUAGAAAGCCCCAAUAAACAAAAUGGAUUUAUUCCUCUACCACCGAAAACCAAAGAUGAAGAAAAUGAGAACAGACUUGAAGAUAAGAAUUUCAGUUUGCAGAUGGAGCCCUAGACUAAACAUAAAAAAUAGUGUAUACCAAAAGUGCCUUGUGUCACCCUUACCAUGUUCAGCUGUUGAUUUAACUGUUCACUGUGCAUUGAAAACUUGAUAACAGUAAUUUGGCAACAGUAGCACAUAGAAAUAAACAGGGCCCUUAUUUACAAAACUUUUUAUCUCAUCACUAAGAGCUCUCCUAAACAGCAGUAAAAGUUUUUUCCCUCUUAAAACCUAUUCACAACGCUGCUGAGAGCAACUUUUAAUGAGCAGAACGAAAUCUUAAGACAAGAGAAAUGGCGGGGUUGACCCCGUUUCUAUGGAUGAUGUCAGCAAGCUUACUGACAAUGCCCAAAGUGCUUGGCUGUUAGAAGAUGUGUCUCUGUCAGUAAUUUAAUCAUAUAAAUAUUAUAGAAUGAUCAUGCUGAUACAUUCAAAUAAAAUGUUUUAAAAUAUAAUCGUUGCCAUAUUCAGAUUAAGAUGAUAAAAUAUACGCUAAAUUACUAAUUAAACAAGUGAAGGGUCCAUUUUCAAAAACAAAUAACUUGUUGUAUGGUGCAUUCCAAUUAAUAUAAUCUGAUCUAAACUGAAGCUGGGUUUUUAUUAAGUAAUAUUAACUCAAAAACUAGCUAACAAACACAAUAAACACAUGAUAAAAAACAUGAUUGUUAAAAUAUUUUAAAAAAUGCAGUUUUUGCAAAUAAACUAUUAUGUUCAUAUAAAGAAUAUGUUCAGCUAAUUGUAAGCAUUUUGCCUGUCUGCAUCUCAAUUAGCAGAUAUUAGCAGUCUUUGUGUUUAAAGCUGCAGUCCUUAACUUUGGCCUCUUUGUCGCCAUCUCAGUAUGAAACAUAAAAUGUCAGUUAUAUGCGGAGUUGUUUUCUUUAUGUGGGUUGUGCUUUUGCACUGCUGCUCUGUGCGGAUGAAUCGAGAUUGACUGCUAAAUGACUGACUGCUCACACUGCAUCGGAGCACAUCUGUACAUCAACGACAGUAACAUGGAACUGUGUCUAUAACGGAUACAACGCGAACCGUUUAAAAACAUCACUAUAGAUAUAGAUUAAAUUGUAGCGUUUGAUAUCGCGUCCCACCUGAUGUAGACAAAAACUCUAAAUAACAUGAAAACAUGUCAUCAGAACACAUACAAUUAUACACCGCUUUUGUUCUGACUACAUGAAACAAAGACUUUUAAAAAAUAAAUCACGAUAUUGACGUCUUACCUGUUAAUGCAAUCCUUUCAGAUGUCGGAGCCAACUCUCAAAAUCCCUGUCGAUAUUACCUUUUGCUUUAGCACGAAGCUGUCACUUUAGCUCUCUGGAAUGCAAGGUUACUUUGUUAUUAACAACAGAUGAUCAUCCAGAUAUAAUCAGCUCCAGAACUUAAUAAAUUAAGAUGUUUACAUGACAUUCCCCAGAUGUUCGAUUUAAACACAGCCAUAUAGAUGAUGAUAUAAAUUCCUAGCGACCGUUAUACAUUUCUAUGAAUUUUCUUAGAGUUCUGUCACUAGGAGCAACCUUUUGCGAUAAGAUUUUUCAUGAAUACGGCCCAGUGCCUGUAUGUAUAAAACUUCUCAAAAAUGCUUUUUAAGAGUAGUCUUAAACUUUGACUUAAGUGUCAAAAAAUUCUUAGUAAGAAGUAGGACUUUUUUAAUAGAAUGAGACUUUUAUAUAGAAGCUAAAAGCAACUUUCAGUGAAGUUUAAGACUGAUUCUUAAAUUCUGACUUAAGUGUUGUAAAUUAAGGACUACAACGAUUUACACACAAAAUGGCCGCCCUUGGUCUCUGAAUCAGCCAAUAGGGAGCCUGAAAGGGUGAAGUCACAGCAGCAUGGCACCAUUUAUUCAUGACUGAAUUAAGACAAUACUUAAUUCAGACAUUACAUUACUAUUUUAUAGUUUAAUUUUUUUAUUAAUUUAUAUAUACAGCUGCAAACCUUAACUUAUUUGGGUAAAAUAAACCAACAUUUAGUUGACAGUUCUUAUGGUCAGUCAGUGUAGAAAAUUGUCUGCCUACCUUCCCCUGAUUUAAAACGGUAAGCUUAUAAUAGUGAUUGAUAUAUUGAGCUGUAAGAUUUUGUGGGAAAUGUAACAUCGGUUGACUUCGAUCAUAUGAAGAUAAUUACAUAAAGCUACCUGCAAUUUCAUUUUUCAAACAGAGAUGGCAACAGAGAUGCAAAAGUAAAAAAUUGCAGUUUCAAAAACGUAUUUUUCAUUAUGCGCAAAAAUAUUACAAAUACAGUAUGUGUCCAUUUUGGCUUGGUUUCAUACACUUUUAAUUGAGUUUUAACAGAUAAUUUAAAUAAUUAAGCUGCUGAAUCACAUCCUAUUACACAAAGCUGUAUAGGCUAUAUAAAGAAAAGACCAAAGCUGCAAAUCCUUAAAAAAAUUAUAUUUUUUACAUUAUCAUAUUAUUUCAUUAACUCCCUGUCAUCAUAUCAUUCCAACACAUUGUUUCUUUGUUGUAAAGUCCAUGGUCUCUGCCUCUGUACUGCCAUCUUGUUACUCUUAACUAGGUUAGGAGACCUCUUCAGCUCUCUUAGAUAAUUUAAAAGCUGAGACCUAAUCUUAACACCUAUGAACUUUUAUGAAUCACUCUUAUUUUUCAGUGUAAGAAUUUUGACUCUGAAUGGCUUUGUACAUACGGCCCUGGUCUUUUUUCAGUCCAUUCAAUUAUAAUGGUUGUAUUCAGUUGAGUAGGAAAAUAUAUUGAAGAGUAACUUGAAAACCAUAGCAAGCUAUGUGGAAAUUUAGUUGCAAAUGACUGACAAGGCUACAGUUUGGUAAAACCAGGCUCAGCUCUGUACUUCUAGGUCAUUUGGUAGAAAACUGAACUUCUUAAAAAAACUGUUUUGAGGCCCACUCAUUCUACAAGAAGAAACUUGCAGUUCCUGGAGACUCAUACACCCUAUGACUAAAGAUGAUAAAUAUGGACACUGUAUAUGCAUGAAGCAAUAAUGUCCUAUAAGUAAAGUGCAUUGAUAUGUGAUAGAUUUAUGAAGUUAACCCAUGAAAUCUCAAGGCUUGUAGUCUUGCUGUAGAAAUUAAAUUGUUUGUUAUGUCUGACAUACAAAUGCUGCUCUCUCUCGCUCUCGUUUUGAAGUUCUUGUUGGUUUAAUUGAAUGCUACUAGACAUUCUAUGAUUAUGUGGAUGAAGUAAAACCUUAUAUUAAGACUUAUAUGAAGCAGACAUGUGUAAAAUACUUACAUUUCAGCCUAAUAAUUUGAACAGAAUUGAGAUACCGUUCCAUUUUGGAUUCACAGAAUGUUAUUUAUGUGUGGUCAGAAACCCAUGGUUUAUAUAAAAUGCCUGUGCAGUAAAAAUAUCAUGACAAUAUCACAAGUUUGUUUCUGCUACGAUUAUUUUCCUUUUACUUUCAUACAUAUAGCAUUACUGAUGCUCCGAUAAGUGAUGAAAUUGCUUUGCUUCUGACCCAGGAGCAUCUAACAUGUUUGUGAUGAAAAAAAAUGUCUCUUUGUCUGAUGUGUUAGCUGUCGUGAUGACAGUAUAAAAACUUCCAGGCAGAACACCCUACUAGUACCUCAUUCCCACCAACCCAUAACUGCACAAACAAACGUAUAUAGCUGCAGCAAAGCGCUUGUUGUAAAGCUAAUAGUCUAUUAUCUUUUCUUAUUUGCAACAGUCAGAAAAACAGAUAUUUGUUUGAAAAAACAGAUAUUUGAGGUAAAAAGGUAAAAAAAGUAACCUUUUUUAAAGCAUUAAAACAAGAUCCUUAUAAGCAUGAUAUUGUUGUGAUGUUAUCAUGCUAUGGUAUUAACUGUGCUACAAACAUGCUUUCUGAGAUUUUUAUUUGUCCAAGUUUGAGCUCUACAUUGGCUCUACAUCUACAUGUUAGUAAAUUGCUAUGUGCAGUAUGCAUAUGUGUGUAUAUAUAUAUAUAUAUAUAGAGAGAGAGAGAGAGAGAGAGAGAGAGAGAGAGAGAGAGAGAGAGAGAUUUUGAUUCCAAAAUUAGUUAACUUUGUUUUUGAAUUUUUUCAAAAAUCAUGCUUUUUAUUAUGUUAUCAUGUUUUUAUUGUGUUUUAUUGUGUUAGUUAGCUGGUUUUUUUGUGUUAUUAUGGCUUAAAUCAAUCAGUUUGAUUGAUAUUAAUUGGAAUGCACAAUAAAAAAAAAAUGA